AGAGCGCGCGCACGCACGCACGCACGCACAGGGUGAUAGCUAGCCACGCCGCGGAAAUGGGAAGGCCGGACCACGACGGGGCUGCGUCGCCGUUCGGGGUCGGCACGUCUCCGCCUCUCUCCGCCGCGUCCUCUCCUUGGCCGCUGCUGCCGGCACCCAACCACGGCAAGACGAGGUCUGCAGGAAGGAGGAGGCACGCCGUCGUCAGGCUCAUCUGCUCGCCCUUCGUCGCCGUCUUCGGGGCCGCGUGCUCCGCCGGUGCAGCUGCACACGACGUCGACCAGGCAACGAGAAGGCCGAGCCUCGAGGAGCUUCUCAGGAUGGAAGCGUCGUCGUCGGAUCUCGUUGACCUCGAGCGGCCCAAGGAGCCCGCUGAGAUGGUCGACGCGUACGACGACGACGACGACGACGACUCCUGGAAGGAGAGCGCCAUCGUGGUGUUCGAUCUAAGCGAAGGCGGCGACAAGAGCCGCCGCGACAAGGACGAGGCGCCAUUGGCCGUCUCAGAAGAUCAGCACGGCGCCAUUAACGUGAAGGAGCCCGCGCAGGAGCUCGACGCCGGCGGUGGCGGCGGCGCCAUGCUGUCCCCGAAGGCGCUGGUGAACGUGGAGAAGCUCGUGGUCGUCCUCGCGUCGCUGGGGGCGCGCUCCAGGGCACUGAAGGGCUCGUACGGCAGGCUGGCAGCUGGUCGCCGCGUCGGCGGUGCCGAUGAUGGCAAGGCGGAGCUGUUCUACGACCGGCCGAUCCCGCUGGGGCGGAGGUGCCGGGUGCAGCACCUGCACGAGUCCCCUUAUCUGUGAACGUGACUGCUUCGUUGAGGGUGGCAGUGCUUGUGCUUUCGCUGUCGAGUUGUAUCGUAUGUCUGUGGAAUUGUGGAUGACCUACUUAAACAAACUUGGGUUGGAAA
Molecule: messenger RNA, 907 nt
Organism: Hordeum vulgare subsp. vulgare (domesticated barley)
Lineage: Eukaryota; Viridiplantae; Streptophyta; Magnoliopsida; Poales; Poaceae
Exons: 1
Coding region: 57-800 (247 amino acids)
Source: RefSeq, a predicted model, not a curated record